CCUGUGGGUGAUGUUGGAUACUACCGCAGCUGAACCGUCCGAUCAGCCACGAUCGAUCUAAAGCCGUUUGAGAGCUGCACUUUGGAGACUUCACACCGGGUCAUGGCCAACAAGUCACCUCCGGGCUGGUUUGGAGCUUUUCUCUCUGCAGUCACUAUAGCCGUACUCGCGGGGAAUCCGGUCAGCGCUCAACAUUCUCAGGGCCGCUUUCGCCGUCCAACCAGAACCUCAGAGCCUCUUGUGAUACCACGCCAAGUUUCCCGGUAUUACCUGACCCCAGACCAGCUCAGGCGGCUGCACUUCAAACCCACCAUAGGUAGCAUCCAGCUGUCAGAGGGCCACGAAGCUAAAUUUAACUGCUCCAUCGAUAUCCCCGAUGCCAGACUGGAACCCAUCAUCAUCUGGAUGAAAAACGGUCAAGACCUGGCCGAAAAAAACCAGGUGGUGGUCAACGAGCUGCGCACCAUCACAGACGGGGUCACGACUCUCCUCUCCACCGUGAUCAUUAACCCUGUGCAGAGAGCGGAUGCUGGAGAGUAUCGCUGCAGACUGAGCAUCAGCAACAUGAUAGUUGAAUCUCUGCGAAUUGUAAUAGAGGUAGAAGGUCUACCAACAUUUCUCCAGCAACCAGAGGAUAAGAACGUAACAGGAAACACUCCGUUCACGCUAUCAUGUGAGGCAGUGGGACCUCCGGACCCGGUUCAGAUCCGCUGGCUUCGUGAUGGAUUACCUGACAGUGACUUUCAUAACUCUCCCAGCAGCUUCUCCGUGGCAGGUGUGGACAGAUACACUCAGUUCAGCUGUGAAGCUCACAACUCGAAGGGUGUCACCACAUCCAGAGAAGCAAAUGUCAACAUCAAAGUUCUUCCCAGUCCUGUGUCUGAUGUUACUGUUAAAGCGAGACAGUCUAAUAAGUUGACGUUGAGCUGGAGCCCUGGACACGAUGGCUUCUCUCCACUUACCAGAUGCCAUGUCAGGCUCAAGGAGGUGAGUCGGAGGAAGGGGGAGGUGAUGACCACCAGAUUCAUCAACGUCACGGCACCGCCUUUUUAUUGUGACAUCUCCGGGUUGCAGGCUAUGACGUGGUACAACCUGAGUGUUUCCUGCAGCAAUGAGGUGGGGGCCUCUCCUUUCAGCAUGUGGAUCCAGACCAACACCACAGAAGGAGUGCCAUCAGUGUAUCCCCGAAAUGUCACUGUACAGCUGAACGAGUCGUGGCUGGUGAUCAAGUGGAAGCCUCCUCCAGAUGACAAGAUAAAUGGCGUCCUACGGGGUUAUGAUAUCAUUAUCAGAUAUGGGACACAAGAGAAAAAGGUCCACAGUUACACCACCAUGGCCUUUGUGGCUGUGCAGGAAUUCAACACAACCUACAGUGUGGAGGUGGCUGCAUGCACGCAGGCAGGGAGCGGCAUGGUCAGCCCACGAGUCUCGUUCUUUGUGCCGGAAGACAAAUCAGGUGUGUUCCCAUCGAUCGGCCCUGACACCGGGCUUCCACACCCCGCCUAUGUUGUGCUGUCCGUGGCGUGUGCCGUCUGUUUUCUGCUGGCGAUCCUCUGGGCAGCUCUCUGUGUACGCAACAGGACGUCUGACUCCUGGUUUGGGCGGGUGUUUGGAGGUGGAGAAAAGCUGCCGUCUGUCGUGCAGUUCACACCACAGAAAUCCUACAACCGAUCAGCUAUAGGAAUCACACUUGGGAACCUUGGUAUUAGUGAUGAACUCCAGGCCAAACUUCAAGAUGUGAUGGUCAUGAGGAGCUUAUUGUCUGUAGGGAAAAUUCUUGGAGAGGGUGAAUUUGGCUCCGUGGUGGAGGGACAUUUAAGACGACCAGAAGGCACAUCAGAAAAAGUUGCUGUGAAGACAAUGAAACUGGACAGCUUCUCUCAAAGGGAGAUCGAAGAGUUCCUAAACGAAGCAGCCUGCAUGAAAGACUUCAACCAUCCUAAUGUCAUCAGACUGCUCGGUGUCUGCUUAGAAGUAGGCGCAGGACACUUUCCCAAACCCAUGGUCAUCCUGCCAUUCAUGAAAUACGGAGAUUUGCACAGCUUCCUGCUGCGCUCACGCCUCGGAGAGAGUCCAGUGUUCUUGCCCACUCAGACACUCCUGAAGUUUAUGGUCGACAUUGCUUUGGGCAUGGAGUAUCUCAGUGGUCGUAACUUUCUGCAUCGUGACCUGGCGGCACGUAACUGCAUGCUGCGCGAUGACAUGACAGUGUGUGUGGCAGACUUUGGGCUGUCCAAGAAGAUCUACAGUGGAGAUUAUUACAGGCAGGGCAGAAUAGCCAAAAUGCCUGUAAAAUGGAUUGCAGUAGAGAGUCUGGCAGACAGAGUUUUUACUGUAAAGAGUGAUGUGUGGGCAUUUGGUGUUACUAUGUGGGAAAUUGCUACACGAGGCAUGACGCCGUACCCCGGAGUCCAGAACCAUGAGAUUUAUGACCACCUUGUUGAAGGACACAGACUGAAGCAGCCAACAGACUGUUUGGAUGAACUAUAUGAGAUCAUGUACAGCUGCUGGAGGGCCGAUCCGCUGGACCGACCUUUCUUUCCUCAACUGCGAGAAAUGUUGGAAAAGGUGGCAGAAAAGCUUCCAGAGUCCACCAGCAAAGAAGACAUCAUUUAUAUCAACACCAGCUUCCCUGAGGAGGACCCUGAUGGAGACACUCUUCCCGCGGAGCAUCUUGUGUCAAGUUCCUCUCCCUGCUGCAGCCGUCAGGCAGCAGAAAACACAGUAGUUACUGCGGACAUUCACGGGAGCCUGGAGGAGGAGGAGGAGGAGGAGGAUGAGGACAGUGAUCGAUACGUGGUGGUGAUCUCCUCUCCCACGGUGGACACUCCUCUCUUGUCGGCUGACGCUUUAAGUCAAGCGAACGGAGACACGAUUACAGAUGUGACAGCAACGGAUCACAGCUCAAGUGACACUUCUUUCCUGCUAUAACGAUUGGUACCCGGCAGAUAUAAACUGUGACAAAGCUCUCUCCAUGGUUCGUCUUGUACUAAUCGUUUUGCCUCGUCGCACUGGGAGCACCUUGAUGUUUCCUAUUGUGGACUUUCUGUAGUGUUUUUAUAGAGGUUUACGCUUUACACGGCCAGCCUACUUGUCAGUGUUAGGAAUAUUGUUCCAUAAGCUUAAGACACACUGAACUGUGAAACUGUUUACUGUAUUAAAGUCUGUGUUGCGAUGUAAAUAUAGAAAAUGUACAAAACAUUUAUAAAAUUCUAUUAUACUGUCAGAAUAAACAGUUUAUUGACUGCUUUGAAACUUGGUAGGGUUGAUUUCCGUCACACAUUCAUGAAAAAUCAUCAUGAUAUUUGGUGGAAAUUAUUAGGUAAAUAAAAGAGAUUAUUUAACAAAA
This is a messenger RNA of Stegastes partitus (bicolor damselfish), 3349 nucleotides long. It is a transcript of the gene mertka, whose product is annotated as c-mer proto-oncogene tyrosine kinase a. NCBI's taxonomy places the organism in Eukaryota, Metazoa, Chordata, Actinopteri, Pomacentridae. Gene Ontology annotation, molecular function: protein binding; ATP binding; transmembrane receptor protein tyrosine kinase activity. The record is from RefSeq and is a predicted model, not a curated record. Gene Ontology annotation, cellular component: plasma membrane; signaling receptor complex. Gene Ontology annotation, biological process: nervous system development; protein phosphorylation; cell migration. The transcript is spliced from 19 exons. The coding region runs from base 103 to 2931 and encodes 942 amino acids.